CACAGAUCCUGACAGGGAAGAAGUAGGCAGGUCCUGGCAGGGGGGAGCUGUGGCGGCGGUAUCUCGCCAGCUCCAGCCGGAUGGAGUCUCGAGUCGCGGACGCAGGGGCCGGCCAGGCUGAGCGCGCAGCGGGCGAGGGCCGGACAAGCAGCAGCGCCGCUCAGGGACCCGCAAUCUCGGCGCCCUUGGGUGCUGCCCGGUGGAAGCUCCUGCGGCAGGUUCUGAAACAAAAACACCUGGAUGAUUGUCUACGACAUGUAUCUGUAAGAAGAUUUGAAUCAUUUAAUCUGUUCUCAGUAACAGAAGCCCAAAAAAGGGAAACUGAAGAGGAAGUUGGUGCCUGGGUUCAAUAUACAAGCAUCUUGUAUCCUGAAUACAGUAUUUUCUUAAGGCAUAAUAGUGGAUCUUUGAAUGUUGAAGAUGUUCUUACCAGCUUUGACAAUACAGGAAAUAUUUGCAUCUGGCCGGCUGAAGAGGUUUUGGCUUACUACUGCCUCAAGCACAGUGAUGUAUUCAGGGACCUUGCUGUGUGUGAGCUAGGGGGUGGCAUGACAUGCUUGGCUGGGCUCAUGGUUGCUAUUUCUGCAGAUGUCAAAGAAGUUCUGUUAACUGAUGGGAAUGAAAAGGCCAUCAGAAACGUGAGAGACAUCAUCACAAGGAAUCAGACGGCUGGUGUGUUUAAGACUGGGAACGUAUCAAGCUGCGUUUUACGAUGGGAUAAUGAGACAGAUGUCUCUCAACUGGAAGGACAUUUUGACAUUGUUAUGUGUGCUGACUGCCUGUUUCUGGACCAGUACAGAGCCAGCCUUGUUGAUGCAAUAAAGAGAUUACUCCAGCCCAGGGGGAAAGCAAUGGUAUUCGCCCCACGCCGAGGGAAUACUUUAAACCAGUUUUGCAAUCUAGCUGAAAAAGCUGGGUUCUCUAUCCAAAGACAUGAAAAUUAUGAUGAACACAUUUCAAACUUCCACUCCAAGUUGAAAAAGGAAAACCAGGAUAUAUAUGAAGAAAACCUUCAUUACCCACUUCUGCUUAUUUUAACCAAAGAUGAAUAGAAGAUUAAGCUGCUCGAAAGACAAAGAAAACAUCCAGUGCACAGGCAGGAUUUUCACAAAAACAGAAAUCUGUAACGGGUAUAAUAUGAAGUAAGCCGUUGGCUCCCUGAGAUUUUCAAGCCCCCAGGACAUGGGCCCCAACUGCCUUUGCAACAUUCCAUGUGUGGGUUCCGGGGUCCACCUGUCCUCACCCACGUUGACUCCCCAGCCGUCCUGCUUGUUGCUCUUCCUGCACCAAACUUUUUUUUUCUUUUUUUUUUCUUUUUUUUUUUUGGUGGUACACGGGCCUCUCACUGUUGUGGCCUCUCCCGUUGUGGAGCACAGGCUCCGGACGCGCAGGCUCAGCGGCCAUGGCUCACGGGCCCAGCCGCUCCACGGCACGUGGGAUCUUCCCGGACCGGGGCACGAACCCGUGUCCCCUACGUUGGCAGGCGGACUCUCAACCACUGCGCCACCAGGGAAGCCCUGCACCAAACUUUUGUCUUUAACUAGGUAUAAGCGGCCUAUGUGAGAUUUGAAUUGGGCUUGAGAGCCACCCAAGUAUUUUUCCCUCUCAUUGAGACAGAAUUUCUUUUGGUGAUUCCCACCCCACCCCCCACCCCCCCUUUAGAAAAUAUCUUGGUCUUUGUUCUAUUUUAGUGGGGGUCAUUUUUCAUCUGCCAACCCAGCAAACAUGAUGAUUCUUUCCUGGUUAAAAAAAAGAAAGAAAGAAAGCAAAUCUUUCAGAUCACCCUCAAAUUAAUUGUAUUAAAUCUGCCAUCUCUGUUUUGCUGUCUCUCUCUCUCACCCAUUCUCCUUUUUUCUUUUAAACGGGAUGUUUUUUUUCCCUAUAGAUGUAUAAGAAAUGACUACAUCAGCCCAAAGCCUCAUAAACUGACCGUUUGUCCUCUGGACACAAUAGCAUGGCCAGCCCUCUGCUCCUCCUCUCCAAUUAUGUGUGAUUAGUCUCAGUGCGUUGUGUCAAGGAGGAGGAGUGUGCUGAGUGCUUAUUAUCUGUUUAGGUACAAGAAGAGCACAUUUAGGCUCUGACUAUGGAUGAAAAGUGAGCCUUUAUCAGGGCUCAAAUCUACUGCUGUUCUCCAGGCCUCUUUCAAAAGAGGUCCUUUCCAGGGAAAUUUUGAAUAAAUGGUUGAUAAAACGAGAUGGCAACCAGGGCGAGUUUUUAAAAACUCAAUCACACAAUUAUCUGAUUGAAAGUAAGUAUAUAUAGUCCUGUGCAGCAAUGCAAGUGUAUGGUAGACAUUUAUAUGUGCUACCUAGGAUUAAGAGAGAAUGACUUUUCUGCAGGGAACCCAAGCCUCUCCUUGCCUGGUUCAUCCCGGAGAUGCUCUAAUGCCUUUUGUGGAAAUUCAGAUGUUUAUCUGUAAGGAAUCAUCUGUGUCCACUUUCACAGUAAUGUCAUUAGUAGGUUAGCUAUAUAUCCUCCUAUCUUUAGUAGAGGCAAAACGUGUAUUUAGCGUGAUACAAUUAAAGUGAUAGGUGGGAGACUGGGGGCGAAUCCUUUUGCAUGUUAAGCAAACUUAGCUGUCAUAAAAACAGCGACUCUCAGAUGUCUUCUCUGCUCACUUCUAUCAUCAAACAAAUUUUUCACCAUCAGUUUGCAUGUUCUUGUAUUCACCACUUUUUCUGCUCCAUUAGAGCACCUAGAUGGAUCUCUGAAGGCAUAGGUCAAGUCGCAGUUAGAUCAUACAUUUCUUUCUCACAAAAACUUGAAUUGCAAUGCCAAGUGAUGGGCUAACAUCACAAUAACAGCAAUUUAUUCCUCUUUGGAUAAAACAGCAGUCUAUUCUCAGUGCUAGAUAAAGACCAGGGCAAUGCAAACCAGCCAUUUAGCUGAGUAGUUCAGCUAGUGGCAGCUCUCCUUUGGCGACUGUAUAGGUUGCACACUGGCUUCCUAUUUUCUUGUUUAAAAAAUCAGAAUUCGGAAUGUUUUAAAAGGCAAUACAGGUAGUUCCAUUUAUACUGGUGAAAAUGCAGAGAAAUGAUUUCUUCCUGCAACUAAAUCUGCCAGACAAAGAAAACCCAUCCCUGCAGUAGCAUCUAAGAUCGCCUGUUCUUAUUUUUUCUUGUAAAAUAUAGAGCAUCAGAACCAUGAGAAUAGUUCCAUUUUUUUCUCAUGAAAAUACAUGAAUUGGCGAGAAUUCAGUUUACAUUUGUGUGUUGUGGGUGUAGAAAUCCAGUGUCCUGGAGAUGUCACUAGUCCAGGCUCUUUGGAAGUUUGUAAGAAACUAAUGUUGUAUAUUAUUGAAUAGUUUAAAAGUGUUUUUAUUUUCUCAAAUUUUGGCGAAGUGCCGAUAUUGAGAGGGGAAAAAAUUAUAGCUGCUUUAGAAAGUUUAUCCACUUACAUUUCUUUUGAACUUUAUGGUUAAGAAUUGUUUCUCUGCAUCGGUAUUGGGUUGCAUAAUUGCAAUUGAAAUGCCCCAUUUCAUAAUUGUCUGUGUAAUUGUGCCUGUGUUUGUUUCAAAACAAAGCCUGUCUGAAAUCAUAAGAAUUAUUACUGUAUUCCUGUUUCCUGUGUACCUGUAUCUUCUGAGAAAACUCACAAAUCUCUUUUGUCAUACUAAAUAGAUUUGGUUGGGUGUGAGAAUGUUUCUAAUAUCGCCCAUGGUCAGUUCUAAUGCGGUGAUAUGAACAGCCACAUACAAGUUGGUUAUAAGAAAUAUAUUUUAUUUUAUAGCAAGACAUAUGCUGUGAAUUGGGAUAAAAGUGCUAGAAAAGACUACCUAAGAGG
Molecule: messenger RNA, 3783 nt
Organism: Globicephala melas (long-finned pilot whale)
Lineage: Eukaryota; Metazoa; Chordata; Mammalia; Artiodactyla; Delphinidae
Gene: CAMKMT
Product: calmodulin-lysine N-methyltransferase
Cellular component (GO): cytoplasm
Molecular function (GO): calmodulin-lysine N-methyltransferase activity
Source: RefSeq, a predicted model, not a curated record